AAAGAGAAAAAAUAAAAACCCAAACACAACUUAUAAUAAAGCUUUAUAAAGAAUAUGAAUAGCUUCGCCAUUUCCCUCAAAAUUCCUCCAUUACUUUCACUUUCUCCGCCUCCAUCUGCUAAGCUUCUAAAUCCCAAUUUCUCCCCUUUUUUCCUCCAUACCCACAGGUAUUCUCAGAGCAACAUCUAGGAGAUUUUUUGGUGCAGUAGGAGUAUCUUUAAGGACAAUAUCAACCAUGGAAAAUGAUAAAGAAAUUAUUGGGAGUCAAAAGCAGCAAAUAGCAAAGCUAUUUGAGGAAUCACUUAGAGCAGCAUUCCCUGAUAUUCCAGAUGUACAGCCUUUGGUUGCUAUUUGCAAUGAUCCAAAACAUGGUGACUAUCAAUGCAAUAAUGCAAUGAGCUUGUGGAAUAAAAUUAAAGGCAAAGGUACACAGUACAAGGGUCCUCAGCCUGUUGGAAAGGCAAUUAUAGAAAAUCUUCCUGCAUCGGAAAUGAUAGAGAAUUGCUCUAUAGCAGGACCCGGUUUUGUUAAUAUUGUAUUAGCAAGGCAAUGGAUAGCAAAGAGUCUUCAAAAGAUGCUAAUAGAUGGCAUUGAGAUAUGGGCACCCAAGCUUCCUGUUAAAAGGACUGUUGUUGACUUCUCAUCACCCAACAUAGCAAAAGAGAUGCAUGUGGGUCAUUUACGAUCUACUAUAAUUGGAGACACUCUGGCCCGUAUGUUGGAGUUUUCCAAUGUUGAUGUUCUUCGGAGAAACCAUGUGGGUGACUGGGGCACACAGUUCGGAAUGUUAAUUGAGUUUCUUUAUGAAAAAUUUCCCAAUUGGGAAGCUGGUAGUGCUCCAGCAAUUGGAGAUCUGGAGGUAUUCUAUAAGGCUUCAAAACAAAGAUUUGACAAUGAUGCUGAAUUCAAGGAAAGGGCGCAAAAGGCAGUCGUUAGUCUUCAGGGUGGGGAUGAGAAGUAUAGGAUGGCAUGGGCACAAAUAUGUGAAAUCAGCCGAAAAGAAUUUCAGAAGGUUUAUGAGAGACUUGGGGUUCACUUGGAGGAAAAGGGUGAAAGCUUUUAUAAUCCGUAUAUUCCCAAAGCUUUAGAGAUGCUUAAUGAGAAGGGAUUAAUUGAAGAAAGUGAAGGAGCCCGUGUCAUCUUUAUUGAAGGGAAGAAAAUACCUCUUAUUGUUGUGAAGAGGGAUGGUGGUUUCAACUAUGCUUCAACCGAUCUUACCGCUCUAUGGUAUCGACUGAAUGAAGAAAAAGUAGACUGGAUGAUAUAUGUGACUGAUGUUGGACAGCGAGAGCACUUUGAGAUGGUCUUUUCUGCUGCAAAACGUGCGGGCUGGCUUCCUCCAAAUGAGAAUGAUUACCCCAAAGCCAGUCAUGUAGGAUUUGGUCUAGUUUUAGGGGAAGAUGGGAAGCGGUUCCGAACUCGAAGUACGGAGGUGGUUAAGCUGGUUGAUUUGCUUGAUGAUGCCAAGAAGCGGUGUAAAGCAGCACUUGAAGAAAGAGGUAAGACUAAAGAUUGGACAGCUGAGGAACUAGAGCAAACUGCUGAAGCAGUAGGAUAUGGUGCUGUUAAAUACGCUGACCUGAAGAAUAACAGGUUGACCAAUUACACCUUCAAUUUUGAUCAGAUGCUUAGUGAUAAGGGAAAUACCGCUGUUUAUUUGCUCUAUGCACAUGCUCGUAUUUGUUCAAUCAUCAGGAAGUCUGGUAAAGAUAUAGAGGAGUUAAAAAAGAGUGCGGCAAUAGAUUUGGCUCAUCCAGAUGAACGUAUGCUAGGCCUCCAUUUGCUCCAGUUUGCUGAAAUUGUUGAAGACGCUUGUACCAAUCUUUCGCCACACUUGGUGUGUGAAUAUCUUUACAAUAUAUCUGAAGACUUCACUAAAUUCUAUACCAACUGUCAGGUCGUUGGCUCGGCCGAGGAAACAAGCAGACUCUUGCUAUGUGAGGCAACAGCAGUUGUCAUGAGAAAGUGUUUCCAUCUGCUGGGAAUCACUCCUGUUUACAAAAUUUAACCUCAAUAUGAGUUUUUUUUU
Messenger RNA from Solanum stenotomum, 2029 nucleotides. RefSeq names its product arginine--tRNA ligase, chloroplastic/mitochondrial-like. The record is from RefSeq and is a predicted model, not a curated record. Gene Ontology annotation, biological process: arginyl-tRNA aminoacylation. Gene Ontology annotation, cellular component: cytoplasm. Lineage: Eukaryota; Viridiplantae; Streptophyta; Magnoliopsida; Solanales; Solanaceae. The transcript is spliced from 18 exons. The coding region runs from base 236 to 2008 and encodes 590 amino acids. Gene Ontology annotation, molecular function: ATP binding; arginine-tRNA ligase activity.